Molecule: messenger RNA, 633 nt
Organism: Miscanthus lutarioriparius
Lineage: Eukaryota; Viridiplantae; Streptophyta; Magnoliopsida; Poales; Poaceae
Source: the annotation of a GenBank genome assembly
AUGGUGCGCGAGCUACGCGUCGACACCUUCUACGUGCGCCUCCGCGCGGCCGCGGCGGCGGCGGGCUCCUCCUCGUCGCCGCUCCUGAUCCUCCCGUCGGCCGCCGACGCCGACUCGCUCUGCGCGGUGCGGGCGCUCGCGCACGUCCUCGCCGCGGACUCCGUCCGUUUCUCCGUCUACCCCGUCGCCUCCGCCGCCGCCGCCAGGGCCCUCCUCGCCUCCUUCUCCGCCUCGGCCUCCGCGCCGCUCUGCCUCGUCCUCGUCAACUGGGGCGCGCACCGGGACCUGGUGAGCGCCGUCCUGCCAGACACCGCCACCGCCUUCGUCGUCGACUCCCACCGCCCCGUCCACCUCGACAACCUCUGCGCGCGGAAUGGUCGCGUCGUCGUCCUCUUCACCGCUGACGACGACCGCGCCGCGGACCUCUCCUACGACUUCGACCUCGCCGCGCUCGCCGACGCCUCCGACCUCACCGCCCAGGGCGACGCCGACACCGACCCCCUCCGCGCGGCUUCUGGCUCCGACGCCUCCGAAUCCGACUCGGAGGACUCCGACGCCGACGAGGAUGUCCGCGGCGGCGGCGGCAGGAGGAAGAGGCCUCGGCUCUCCGACGACGCCGGCGCCGACCCGUGA